Molecule: messenger RNA, 1264 nt
Organism: Corapipo altera (White-ruffed manakin)
Lineage: Eukaryota; Metazoa; Chordata; Aves; Passeriformes; Pipridae
Gene: NUDT7
Product: nudix hydrolase 7
Exons: 2
Coding region: 712-1095 (127 amino acids)
Biological process (GO): coenzyme A catabolic process
Molecular function (GO): acetyl-CoA hydrolase activity; coenzyme A diphosphatase activity
Source: RefSeq, a predicted model, not a curated record
AGAAAAUAGGUUGGGUUGUUAUAUUUUGUGAGGCUGACAGUGACCUUUUCAAACCUCAAGGGAAGAGGGUUUUUUUCUGUGUUUGGUAUUUGUCAGACCAGCCUUGAGGCACCAGUUAGUGACACACUGGAGUACCAGAGUGACAGUGCUGCACUGGUGAGAGUUUAGCAGAGAGCCAUGAAGACAGUAAGGGUGUUAGAGCACAUGGAUUAUGCGGAGACGAUGAGAGAGGUGGGUUUGCUCAGUUUGAAAGCCAGCAGGGGAUCUAUCUGUUCUCUUCUCCUGGGUGUUUGUAGAGAGGACGAUACCAGACUCUUCUCAAGACAAUGGACACCAGCAGCAGUGUGGAAGUUUGGAUAAGAUGCAAGGAAAAUACUCUUUACCAUGAGGUUAGCCCAAAACCAGAGCAGAUGUUCCUGACAGGCUGUAUAACAGGGCUCCAGUGUCCUGCUGAAGCCUCACAAGUUUCUCACUCAGUGUCCUGCUGACACCAGGGCUGUGCAGGCAGAAAGGGCCUGCCAGAGGUGAUGUGCACUGGGAUUCCAGAGGAAACUUGAUCAGGAAGACUCCCGAAGUUGUCUUUGGAGUGUAGGUCUCUGUUUGUAAAUUAACAGGCUGCCAAUUUCAAUAACAAUCUUCAGUAUUGCAGAAGAUGGGUUUUCCCAUAGCACAGAGGGGCUGCUGUUUCUAAAGACUAUUUUUGUUCUCCAGAUGAAUCAUUUGGUGACACCAGUUGUAGGAUUUAUAGAGGAUGCAUUCCAGGCCACUCCUAAUCCAGAUGAAGUGAGCGAGGUUUUUUUUGUGCCUUUGGAGUACUUCAUCAAGCCCUUAAAGUACAAGGCCUUGUCCUAUAAAACCUCAUCAGGUUCCUUAACUCUGAUGCACUGCUUUAUAUAUUAUGACCAGGAACAUAAAAAGUCAUUCAAGAUAUGGGGACUUACUGCACACUUUGCUGUAUUUCUUGCUCUUGUAAUUUUUGGAGAGAGACCUACCUUUGAAGUGGAUUAUGACCUUGACAACUUGAUUUCAUCCUCCGAGAAUUACUUCAUUAAUUUGUAUGCUUCUAUAUAUGAAAGAAAGAAGAGUAAUCUAUGACAAACUGGUCUGGCAAUCAGUUUAUACUGAAGGAGGAAAAAGAGUUUUGUUUAUUCCCAUUGUACCUGUUAUUUGUUUGAAAGUUAUACUUGAAUUUUUUUUCUGAAUUGGGAACUUCUUAAAGCUUAUUUCUAACUAAUGUUUUUCUGUUGACUAGAUUAAUAUAAUU